Messenger RNA from Pyricularia pennisetigena, 1944 nucleotides. RefSeq lists its product as uncharacterized. NCBI's taxonomy places the organism in Eukaryota, Fungi, Ascomycota, Sordariomycetes, Magnaporthales, Pyriculariaceae. Gene Ontology annotation, molecular function: oxidoreductase activity. The record is from RefSeq and is a predicted model, not a curated record. The transcript has a single exon. Bases 1 to 1944 code for a protein of 647 amino acids.
AUGGCCCUCGAGAAGAUCAAGGAGAAGUACGAGGCCGAGCGCGCCAAGCGCCUCCGGCCCGAUAUGCAACAGCAAUACAUCGACACGCGGGCCGACGAAUUUCCCAAGUCACUUGUAGCCGAUCCCUGGAUCGACUACGACGCCAUCGCAGCCCAGGAGCCCCCGGUGAUGGACGGCGGAGAGGUCAAGGUGCUCAUCAUCGGGGCGGGCCACAACGGCCUCCUCCAGGCCUACCGCAUGAUAGAGGCCGGCGUUUCAGUCUACGACAUGUGCAUCGUCGAAGCGGCGGGCGGCUACGGCGGCACCUGGUACUGGAACCGCUACCCGGGCCUGAUGUGCGACGUCGAAGGCUACACGUACAUGCCGCUCCUGGAGGAGUUCGGCUACAUGCCGAAGCAUCGAUACUCGUACGGGCAGGAGAUCCGGGGCCAGAGCGAGCGCAUCGCGAGGCGGACGGGGGUGGACGAGAGGUCGCUUCUCGGGACGCACGUCGACAGCCAGACGUGGGACGAGGUCGCCGGGCGGUGGGCGGUGGCGAUGACGCAGGACCUGGGACCAAAGCACGGCAAGCGAAGCAUCACGGUCAAGGCGCAGUACGUCAUCUUCGCUACCGGGGGUCUCCCCUUGCCCAAGGUCCCGCGACUGCCGGGCUUGGGCGAAUGCGUGGCGGCCGGCAAGGUCAAGGUCAUCCACACAUCGCGCUGGGAUUACGAAUACACGGGCGGGACUCAGGCCGCGCCGGACAUGGUAAACCUCGCAGACAAGCGUGUCGCGGUGGUGGGCACCGGCGCGACGGCGAUUCAGGUGGUGCCGGCCGUGGCCAAGUGGGCCAAGCACCUGUAUGUUGUGCAGCGCACGCCGUCGUACGUCGGUCCGCGGGGACAGGAAAAGACGGAUCCGGAAAAGUGGAAAAGGGAGGUGGCUUACAAGAAGGGCUGGCAGAAGGAGCGCACGAUCAAUUUCAACCAAUGGAUCUCGGACGCGCCGCCAUCCGAUGGCAGAAACCUCGUCGACGACGGCUGGACGCACACUCCGGCGGCAUCAGGCCUGCCUGGCAGUAACAGAAAGGGCAUCAUACCGCCGGAAAAGAUCCCCGAGCACAUUGACGAGAUGCUGGAGCGCGACGUCGAGAGGACUGCUUUCGUGCGUGACCACAUAAAAAAGACGGUCAAAGAUGCCGUGACGGCCGAAAAACUGACGCCGUGGUAUCCAUCAUGGUGCAAGAGGCCAACGUUCCACGACGAUUAUCUCGACGCCUUCAAUCGCGACAACGUCACGCUGGUUGACACGAACGGCAAAGGCAUGGAGGGUUAUGCAAACGAUGGCAUCGUCGUCAACGGCGAAAAGCUCCAAGUCGACGUGCUCAUUUUGGCAACCGGCUUCGCCGUCACUACAGUCAUGACCAUCGACCAAACGAUAGGAGCCACCGUCAAGGGCGUCAACGGUCGUGAUCUGGGCGAGUACUGGGCGGCGAAAGAUUUCUUGACACCGUACAUGGGCUUUGGCAUGCGCGACUUCCCCAACAUGUUUGGGUUCUCGUCUGUCGGGGCCGGUGCAUCGUACAACAUGACCAGCAUGAUGGACAUCAUAGCCCGAGUCAUUGCGCACACGGUUGCGACGGCGGAGAAGCAGGCCGGCAGCAGUGCCGCUGACAAGGUCGUGAUCCAGCCGACACGCGAAGCACAGGAAAAACACAGCGCCGAGGUCAGGAAGCGGGCUACGUAUAACUCCGUUCUAUCCAUCUGCACCCCGACUUACUUUACCGGCGAGGGCUCCUUGCUGAUUCAGCCCGAAUCGCCCGAGGAGCGCGUCGCAAAGGCUAACCAUUCGGGUUGGGGGACUGGACCUGUGGAUUGGCUCGAACACGCUGAGAAAUGGAUGGCUGAGGGUAUUGACGGGUUCGAGAUUAAGCUCACUGGGGGAGCAAACAGCUUGCCUAACUGA